AUAUAUGUUGGGGAAAGGAGGAAAACGGAAGUUUGAUGAGCAUGAAGAUGGGCUGGAAGGCAAAGAGGUGUCACCUGCUGACGGUCCAUCGAAGGUGUCGUACACCUUACAGCGCCAGACUAUCUUCAACAUUUCCGUUAUGAAACUCUACAAUCACCGGCCAUUGACGGAGCCCAGCCUGCAAAAGACAGUUUUGAUCAACAACAUGCUGAGGCGAAUCCAGGAGGAGCUCAAGCAGGAGGGCAGUUUGAGGCCUGUGUUCAUCACCGCUUCACAGCCGACGGAUCCUCUGGGAGACAACUUCCGAGAGGUCCAGCCCGCCUUUAGCCAUUUGGCCUCCCCACCGGUCCAUCCCGCUGACUCCACGAGCACUACGCUGUUGGAGUCUUGCCUCACCCCAGCUUCUCUCCUCGAGGAUGACACUUUUUGCACUUCCCAGACUCUCCCCCAAGAUGGGCCUACGAAGCCACCACCUCCAACGACCCCGCCAGUAAAGGACAGUUUCUCCUCAGCCUUGGACGAAAUCGAGGAGCUCUGUCCAUCACCUACCUCCGCUGAGGCAGUAGUAGCCGCAACAGCAGCAGAAAUGACGGCGUCGGAUAACUCUAAAGAGGAGUCCAGCGAAUCCGCCCUUCAGAAGCCUGAGGGGGUACAGGAGAGCCGAAUGAACGAACCUCGGCUCAUGGAUUCUUUACCAGGCAAUUUUGAGAUCACAACAUCGACAGGUUUCCUCACAGACUUGACCUUGGAUGAUAUUCUCUUUGCCGACAUCGACACUUCUAUGUACGAUUUCGAUCCUUGCACAUCCGCUGCGGGGGCUGCCUCCAAAAUGGCUCCCGUCUCCGCAGAUGACCUCUUAAAAACUCUCGCCCCGUACAGUAGCCAACCGGUAACCCCCAAUCAGCCUUUCAAAAUGGACCUCACAGAACUGGAUCACAUCAUGGAAGUGCUGGUUGGGUCUUAAAAGAUAGAUAUAUAUAUAUAUAGCAACUUUUUUUUAAUGUACCAGUAUAAACACUUGGUAGUAUUUACUCAACUGCCCCCCCCCUUUUCCAAGUCUACUCAGAUAUACAUGCAUACAAACACACACACACACACACACACACACACACACAAUGCAUGUGGUAAUGGCUUGUCUUUUUUUUUUUUUUAAGAAAAGGAUUCUAUUAGUUUUUGCUUCAAGCAGAGUUGGAGUGCCUUCAUCCAUGUAUGGUCCACUUUUAAGAUUUUUUUAGAAGUGGUUCUUCAAGGGAGACCUGAAAAUCCUGGUAUAGGGUUUAAAAAAAUGCAUAAUUGUAGACAAUAUUGAAACGCCUGAUAAGAAAAAAAAGAAUUGUAGAAGUUAAGCACAAGGAUUUAUGUUGGGGAAAAGCUGUAAAUUGCAUGAGCAUAUCUGUCUAUUUUUUCUAUAAGUUUUAUUGCGAGAGGUUUAAAAUAUUAUUUAGAUAAUUGCAAGUA
This is a messenger RNA of Heteronotia binoei (common prickly gecko), 1458 nucleotides long. It is a transcript of the gene SERTAD2, whose product is annotated as SERTA domain containing 2. The transcript has a single exon. Gene Ontology annotation, cellular component: nucleus. Bases 5 to 964 code for a protein of 319 amino acids. Gene Ontology annotation, molecular function: transcription regulator activity. The record is from RefSeq and is a predicted model, not a curated record. Lineage: Eukaryota; Metazoa; Chordata; Lepidosauria; Squamata; Gekkonidae.